AUGUCCACAUCCACGUCUUCCUCUACGAAGCCUUCGGCGUUGACUUUUGAGCUGAAAGCGCGAUGUUCGACGUCCAAAGCCCGUGCCUCGACCCUAUGCCUCCCUCAUGGCCCCGUCGACCUGCCCAUAUUCAUGCCGGUCGCAACACAGGCGUCCCUCAAGGGCUUGACGCCCGAACAACUGGAAGAGACGAGCUGUAGGCUAUGUUUGAACAACACCUAUCAUCUAGGCCUGAAGCCGGGGCAGGCGGUGCUUGACGCCAUUGGUGGUGCUCACAAAUUACAAGGAUGGGAUCACAAUAUCCUGACUGACAGUGGUGGAUUUCAGAUGGUUUCUUUACUCAAAUUAGCAAGAAUUACCGAGGAGGGAGUACGAUUCCUCAGUCCGCAUGACGGCAGUCCAAUGCUGCUCACGCCUGAACACUCCAUGUCGUUGCAGAACUCCAUAGGGUCAGACAUCAUGAUGCAGCUGGACGAUGUCAUUCAGACCACCUCGCCAGAUCAUGCUCGCAUGAAAGAAGCCAUGGAGCGGUCGGUCAGAUGGCUUGAUCGGUGCAUAGCCGCCCACAAGUACCCGGAGAAGCAGAACCUAUUCUGCAUCAUUCAGGGCGGCUUGGACCUUGAUAUGAGGAGAAAGUGUUGCGAGGAGAUGGUCAAGAGAGAUACUCCGGGUAUAGCAAUAGGCGGGCUUUCUGGAGGAGAGGCCAAAGCGGACUUCUGCAAAGUGGUCGACACUUGCACCGACCUCCUUCCUGAAGAGAAGCCGAGAUAUGUGAUGGGGAUUGGCUAUCCGGAGGACAUCGUUGUUGCUGUCGCACUUGGAGCGGAUAUGUUUGACUGCGUUUGGCCAACGCGCACUGCCCGCUUUGGCAAUGCCAUCACAUCCCGAGGCGUGCUGAAUUUAAAGCAUUCCCGCUACGCUGAAGACUUUGGCCCAGUGGAAGAAGGUUGCACUUGUACCUGCUGCCGCUCAAAGGAGGACGGCGGGCUGGGUAUUUCGAGAGCGUACAUCUACCACUUAGCAGCCAAGGAGACUGUCGGAGCCCAUCUAUUGACCAUGCACAAUGUACACCAUCUUCUCUCUCUGAUGCGGGGGGCACGAAAUGCUAUCCUCGAGGAUCGGUAUCCUGACUUUGCACGGACAUUUUUCGCCAACUAUUUUGGGGCCAAAGGUACCCCAGACUGGGCGGUGGAAGCAUUACGUGGAGUCGGAAUCGAACUAUGA
Molecule: messenger RNA, 1224 nt
Organism: Exophiala spinifera
Lineage: Eukaryota; Fungi; Ascomycota; Eurotiomycetes; Chaetothyriales; Herpotrichiellaceae
Product: queuine tRNA-ribosyltransferase
Exons: 8
Coding region: 1-1224 (407 amino acids)
Cellular component (GO): cytosol
Molecular function (GO): tRNA-guanosine(34) queuine transglycosylase activity
Source: RefSeq, a predicted model, not a curated record